Messenger RNA from Talpa occidentalis (Iberian mole), 2578 nucleotides. It is a transcript of the gene TTLL13, whose product is annotated as tubulin tyrosine ligase like 13. Gene Ontology annotation, biological process: protein polyglutamylation; microtubule cytoskeleton organization. Gene Ontology annotation, molecular function: tubulin-glutamic acid ligase activity; tubulin binding. The transcript has 15 exons. Bases 62 to 2578 code for a protein of 838 amino acids. The record is from RefSeq and is a predicted model, not a curated record. NCBI's taxonomy places the organism in Eukaryota, Metazoa, Chordata, Mammalia, Eulipotyphla, Talpidae. Gene Ontology annotation, cellular component: cilium.
CGGGGAGCCGAGGCGCUGCGGCUGCAGAUCCGCUCCGUGCUGUCUGAGGACCCGCUUGUCCAUGCGCGCGAGGGCCGGGGCGCGGGCCGGAGAGCCUGAGAGGAUGGAGCCAAGCACCUGCAAGACCAGCGAAACAGAGGAAGACUACAUGGGCGAGGAGGACUCUGAGGAGGAGUGUGCUACAGGGGAAACGCCCAUCCCUGCCAACCCUUCUCGGCAGGAGCUCUCAAGGGCUGACUGCGAGGCCCCUGGGAGUGGAGUUCCCCUAUCCACUGUCGCCAAGAAAAUCCCAAAGAAAGCCACAGGCCCGCUUAACUCAGAGGACUUAGAAACCAGGAGGAGAAAGAGAAGGCGGAAGCGCAGACCCCUGGCCAUCAACCUGACCAACUGCAAGUACGAGAGUGUGCGUCGCGCAGCCCAGAUAUGCGGCCUGAAGGAGGUAGGGGAGGACGAGGAGUGGACUGUGUACUGGACAGACUGCUCUGUCUCGCUGGAGCGAGUCAUGGACAUGAAGAGGUUUCAGAAAAUCAACCACUUCCCUGGCAUGGCAGAAAUCUGCCGCAAAGACCUGCUGGCCCGGAACCUCAACCGCAUGCAGAAGCUCUACCCCGCCGAGUACAACAUCUUCCCCCGCACCUGGUGCCUCCCUGCAGACUACGGGGACUUCCAGGCCUAUGGGCGUCAGCGAAAGACCCGCGCUUACAUCUGCAAGCCCGACAGCGGCUGUCAGGGCCGCGGCAUCUUCAUCACCCGAAACCCCCGGGACAUCAAGCCAGGAGAGCACAUGAUCUGCCAGCAGUACAUCUCCAAGCCCUUCCUCAUUGACGGCUUAAAGUUCGAUAUGCGGAUCUACGUCCUGAUCACAUCCUGCGAUCCGCUUCGGAUCUUCAUGUACGAGGAGGGCCUGGCCCGCUUCGCCACCAUGCCCUACGUGGAGCCGAGCCACAGCAACCUGGAUGACGUCUGCAUGCACCUGACCAACUACGCCAUCAAUAAACACAAUGAGAAUUUCGUCCGGGAUGAGGCCAUGGGCAGUAAAAGGAAGCUGUCCACGCUCAACACCUGGCUGCAAGAGCACAGCUACGACGCGCGGGAGCUGUGGAGGGGCGUCGAGGACAUCAUCGUCAAGACUGUCAUCUCCGCCCACUCUGUCCUUCGCCACAACUACCGGACCUGCUUUCCCCAAUAUCUGAGCGGAGGCAUCUGCGCCUGCUUUGAGAUCCUUGGUUUCGACGUCUUGCUGGACCACAAGUUGAAGCCCUGGCUGCUGGAGGUGAAUCACUCUCCAAGCUUCACCACUGACUCCCGCCUUGAUCGAGAAGUGAAGGAUGCGCUUCUCUAUGACGCCAUGACCCUUGUCAACCUCCGGGGCUGUGACAAGAGGAAGGUGAUGGAGGAGGACAAGCGGCGGGUCAAGGAGCGGCUUUUCCAUGGCCACCAACAGCCGCGAGAAGCCAGGCGGGAACAAAUUGAGUCAUCCCGCGCGGCGAUGCUGGACCAGGAGCGCUACGAGGACUCCCACCUGGGGGGCUACCGGCGGAUCUACCCCAGGUCAGACAUGGAGAAGUACGCGCCCUUCUUCAAGCACAACGGCUCCCUCUUCCAGGAGACGGCUGCCUCCAAGGCCAGGGAGGAGUGCGCCAGGCAGCAACUGGAAGAGAUCCGCCUGAAGCAGGAGCAGCAGGGGUUCUCGGGCUGUAAGAGGCGAAGGGAAAACAGGGACCAGAACCAGGGAGAAUCGGCGGGGGAGAAGAGCGCCCCCAGGGCCCGGCUGCGCAACCUCUCCAUCCACCUGGCCUACCGGAACCGCCGCCGCGAGCAGGAGCAGCCCCCAGUGCACCUGGACACCACACAGCCUCAGGAGAUCGUGGAGGAGGAGGAGAUGGAGCGCAUGAAGGCCCUGCUCGAGAGGGAGAAUCUCAUCCGAAGCCUGGGGAUCGUGGAGCAGCUCACGCACAUGCUGCACCCCAGCCACCGGAGCCAGAAAAAACUUCCUGAGUUUCGGCCUAGAUUUCACCAGGACGGGCUGGGCAGUCAAGAACUGCAAUCCGUGAAUCUGGUUCCACUGGUCCUCCUGAGAGGGGCCACCAAAAAGCAGGGUCCUCAUUUCCUGCACCCAGUCCGGCCCCACGCCUUGAUCCCCAGGAUCUUAAGGCCACUGCCAAGCACCAAUGCUGCAAUGCCACCUCAUCCUCGGUGCCACCUACGGCCCAAGAACUUCCACUGGAUAGAAGAUCCAGCAGCCGGUGGCUCCUAUUCACUGUUAGUGAAGAAACCUGGAAGGCGCUAUUUUCCCAGCGCCAGAGUCAGGUUCACUGGCCAAGGCCAAGCCAGCAGGAGGCUAGAAGCCAUAAGCCGAGCCCUGGCAGGAUCCGUGCCACCCUCCCUGGCCUCAGCGCAGGGCUGUCUUCCGCAGCGGGAGCGGGCGCCGAGCGGCUCGGGGCCCGGGGGCGCCGUGCCCUCCGCGGGCGACGCUGAGCUCGGCGCGGACGAGGCCCGGAACGUCGCCCUCUGCCCGGGCUCGGUGCCCGCGCUGCAGCGGCCCCCCGCGCUCCUGGCCACCCGCCACCCCCGGUAG